AUGGUAGUGGAGCUACGAUUCGUCUAUCAAAUAAAUGACAGUGAACAUGCUGCCAGUAAAGUCCCUUCCCUUACAUUUGUUUCCAAGUUUCCUCCGUCUUCCCUAACUACCGUUAUUUUUUUCAAUUACAUCUCCCUGUUGGUGCCCGACUUCUGCCAGUGCUCAACAAUGGCCCCGUCUAGCAUCUUGGCCAAGGCCCUCCAGCCCGGCGACACAAUCGCCUUCGUCUCCCUCUCCGCGCGCCUCAAUGACAUAUUCCCUGACGCACUCGCGCGCGCCACCUCUCUCUUUCAGAGUCACGGCUACAAAGUCCGUGUACUCUUCACAUCCCGGCAAGACCCUGACGUGCAAUGCGGUAUUGCCGAUCGACUCAGCGAGCUCCGUGAGGCAAUGCUCGACCCAGAUAUUGCCGCCGUCGUCUGCACCAUUGGCGGCGAGACCUUCACAGAGCUGCUGCCCGCGCUCGUGGCGGACGCGGCGCUGCACGCGCAUGUCCGGGCGAAUCCAAAAGUCGUCGUCGGAUAUUCUGACAACACAGGACUGCAUUGGCUCCUGCAUGCCCUAACUGGACUGCGCACAUUCUACGGGCCGACGGCGAUCCCAGAACUAGGCACCGCUGAUGUCCGAGACGACCAGGAGUCGCCGCUGACGUUUUGCGUCAAUGCGCUCUUGAAUGCUGUCACAAAAGCCGAGCCUCUUGGUAAGAUAUCGCGGUCACAGGUGUAUGCACCAGAGCAUCCCGCAUUCUUUCAAGGCCCGACCUCUGUCGAGGUGCAAAAGGUAGCGCCAUCACCUGCGUGGCAGUGGCUUCGUCCAGGCAAGGCUCAAGGAAGGCUGUUUGGAGGCCUACUAGGCGCCGUAGUCCGCUUAAAUGGAGUGCAUGCGAUUGCUCCCGAUUGGUGCGACCGCAUUGUAUUCCUGGAGACGGCUGUAAGUGAAGCCGACGAUCUUGGGGCUGUGCGCACCGCCUUUGCCGAUUUGAUUGCACAAGGCGUAUUCGACGCGGCGGCUGGCCUGGUCGUCGGGCGGCCAUUUGGCUAUGACUCGAAAGAGGCGAGGGAGGAAUAUGCACAAGUUAUUACAAGCCUCUUGUGCGACGCUCACCAUGGGCCGCUUGCCGGCAACCGAUUUCCUAUAUUGUUCAAUGUGGACAUUGGGCACACGACCCCGAUGGUCACUCUACCUAUCGGUGCACUGGCGGUGCUGGACUCGGAAACCGACGAAUUUGCGAUAUUGGAGGCCGGGGUAGAGAGCGGGUAA
Messenger RNA from Akanthomyces muscarius, 1260 nucleotides. RefSeq lists its product as uncharacterized. Lineage: Eukaryota; Fungi; Ascomycota; Sordariomycetes; Hypocreales; Cordycipitaceae. The transcript has a single exon. The coding region runs from base 1 to 1260 and encodes 419 amino acids. The record is from RefSeq and is a predicted model, not a curated record.